Messenger RNA from Aspergillus chevalieri, 609 nucleotides. RefSeq names its product carboxymuconolactone decarboxylase family protein. The transcript has a single exon. The record is from RefSeq and is a predicted model, not a curated record. Gene Ontology annotation, molecular function: peroxiredoxin activity. NCBI's taxonomy places the organism in Eukaryota, Fungi, Ascomycota, Eurotiomycetes, Eurotiales, Aspergillaceae. The coding region runs from base 1 to 609 and encodes 202 amino acids.
AUGCGCCUCCCAUACGCCCCCCUCACGCCCUCCAACCCCGAAGAUGAGGAAAUCUACAACCGCAUCGCUGCCCGCCGCCGUCCCCGCCCCCUCAUUCCCCUCGACUUGACCCUCCUUCACGCUCCUUCGCUUGCAAACGGAUACAACAGUUUUGUCGGUGCUAUUCGCUCGUCCACCGUGCUGGACCAAGGUCUCCUCGAGCUUGCAAUUUCUCGCGUCGCGAUUCUCACGAACGCUGUCUACGAAUGGAAUGCGCAUGCCCCGCUCGCCUUGAAGGGUGGGAUUAAGCCGGAUGAGUUGAAGGCUGUGCGGACGGUGCCGUCUACGAUCGACUCAGAGGAGGCUGUGAAGGCAUUGGAUGAGAGUGCGUUGUCGCCAUUGCAGAGGGCGAUCGUCAGGUAUACGGAUCAAUUGACGGUGACGGUGCGGGUGGAGGAUGCGGUGUUUGGGGCAUUGAGAGAGGAAGGUCUUUCAGACCGGGAGGUUGUUGAGUUGACGACUGGUGUCGCUGGGUAUAACUGUGUCAGUCGAAUCUUGGUAUCGUUGGAUGUGGGCGAGAACAAUGACAAGGAGAUGAAGAGUGUAGAUGACUUGGUGGCAUCUCUAUAA